Molecule: messenger RNA, 510 nt
Organism: Populus nigra (black poplar)
Lineage: Eukaryota; Viridiplantae; Streptophyta; Magnoliopsida; Malpighiales; Salicaceae
Product: protein DEHYDRATION-INDUCED 19 homolog 4-like
Exons: 4
Coding region: 1-510 (169 amino acids)
Source: RefSeq, a predicted model, not a curated record
AUGGAUGAGGAGAAUGUUAAAGCCAUCCGGGAUCGGCCUGCUCCUAAAUCGAUAAGUGAGCUGCUUUUUAUUUUUAUUUUUUGUUGGUUUGUGGUGUUAGAUCUGUAUGAUGAGACUGAAACAGAAGAGCAUUUGAAAGCAAAGUAUUUAUGUCCGUUUUACGGCGAGGAUUUUGAUGUUGUUGGUCUCUUUUGCCACAUCGAUAAAGAGCAUCCUGUUGAAGCCAACAAUGGGGUAUGUCCAGUUUGUGCUAAAAAGGUGGGGAUGAACAUUGUUACUCACAUUAUUGGGCAGUAUGGGAACUUCUUUAAUGUGCAGCGUAAGAGGAGACUGCGAAAGGGGGGAGCUAACUCAGCAUUUUCUAUACUGAGAAAAGAGCUGCGAGAAGGAAGUUUACAAUCCCUUUUUGGUGGAUCUUCGUGCUUUGUUUCGUCCUCCAAUACAGAACUUGAUCCAUUGCGUUCACCUUUUAUAUUUCUUGUCAUAGUUUUGCAUAAUUGGAAAACUUAA